AUGCGGGGUGUUGGUGCAGUGAGCUUGGUGGUUGGUGUGUGGUCUAAUGUAUUGCACCUCGUCUUGUUUUCGUCGGAAACAAAGACCACCUCCUGGGGAGGAUUGAGGAUUCGUGAGUACUCCAGUGCGCCAGUGACAACUGCUUUGGCUUCCUCGGGCAGCGCAUUGGUGCAAGAAGAAGGAGAUGGAGAAGUUGGAGGAAGUAAGAGAAAGGGGGAGGAGGAGCAGGAGGAGGAGGAGGAUGGGACCGCUGCGGCGAGGGUGAUAAGAUAG
Molecule: messenger RNA, 273 nt
Organism: Mesocestoides corti
Lineage: Eukaryota; Metazoa; Platyhelminthes; Cestoda; Cyclophyllidea; Mesocestoididae
Source: the annotation of a GenBank genome assembly